CUUAUUUCAGUGAAUAGACUGAUUGAGGAAAGACAGAAAAGAGAAGAGCAUGUAAGAAAAAGUGUAAGAAAGGAUUCAACAAUGGUAUACAUUUUUGAGUCUUGAGAAAAAAGGCAGGGUUGUUUUUUUUUUGUUUUUUUUAAAGCUAUAACAUUCAUCAUUAAACUUUGUAAUGUUAGUUUAUGUCUAGAUACAGAAACAACACUGACUUAAAAACACACCUACAAAAAUUCCAGCAGCAGCAGAAUGGCCUUUAACAACACUUUUAUCCGCCUUAUUGAUGCUGAAGUCUCCAUCAGAAAUGGCAAAACCACAGUGGACAUUGAUGCUAUUAUGGAAAACAUCACUAUUGUCUUUUACACAAUCACUAUCCUUUUGGGCACCACUGGAAAUGCUGUGGUCAUCUGGAUGUCUGGAUUCCAUCUAAAAGCCAACGUCACCAAUGUGUGGCUGGUCAACUUGGCUGUGGCAGACCUGAUUUUUUGCCUCACUCGUGUUACUUCAUUGAUUAAGAAACUCUUCUAUGAUUACUGGCCCUUUGGCAUCUUCCUCUGCAAGUUCAAUGGAUUCUUCAAGUACACCAACAUGUUCUGCAGUGUAUUCAUCCUGGCUGUCAUUAGUCUGGAUCGGGCACUUUGUGUUUGGCGACCAGUGUUCACCAGGCAGCGGCGAACUCUUGGUGUAGCCAGACUCAUUAGCGUUGGGGUUUGGACUAUGGCAGUGAUCUUCAGUGUACCAUAUUAUGUGUACCGGCAGGUAUAUAUAGGAAAGAACAACUUGACCAAGUGCUCCUUGGAGGUGCCGCAAUCAACUGCAGGUGAUAAUAGAGCUACACUGGCCUUGUACAGCCUUCGAUUCUUAUGUGGAUUUUUGUUACCCUUCCUCAUCAUCCUAACCUGCUAUGUACUAGCUGGUUUAGGGAUACGGCGAACACGUAUCCUGCACAAAUCACGACCCCUUCGAAUUCUUGUUUGUUUGAUCUGUGCCUUCUUCUUGUGCUGGGGGCCUUACCACUGCCUACUUCUGGCCAAGAUGGUGGACAAGAAGAGCCAGGCAGUAAAAGUGGGCCUGCCCAUUGCUAAGGGCAUAGCCUACUUCAACAGCUGUGUUAACCCACUUUUGUACUUCUGUAUGGGUCUGGACACAAGGCUGCGCUUUAACCAAAGCCUAUCUCGGGUUUACGCUAAAGCUUUAGCUGAAGACUGGGAGGGGCAGACCUCGCAGUCUAAGGCAUGCACAGGUUCAGGAACAGUGGAUGACAGUGGACUUGUAUAUCAAGAGUCAAAGUGACCGGAAAUACAUGUCUGAGGAAAUGGCUAAUGUUUGAGAAAAGCUGAAAAUGUUGCAACAUAAUCACGUGAUCUCCACUUAAGACCGUAGUGAGCUACUGUUGAGAUUAGUCUGUCUUCAGUAAUUUAACAGGUUCAUUUAAAAUACAUUUGUAAAGGUUAGGUUGUUAGGAACUAACAUUACUGCAUUAAUUAAUAUUAACAAAUGUUAAACUAAUAAACCGUAAGUACUGUUGACAAAGUACACACAUUUUGUAAACACAUUGGUGUCUUCUAGCAAGAACAUUGAACCCAUUCGGCUGUGAAACAUACAGGUUAUGUUCAGCACACCUGAAAUAGAGAACAAGUGCAACUGUAGACCUCUAACUGUCACACUAUAGCUCUUAGUCAUAUACACGCAACAUCUGUUUUAGGAACACGUGUAUACCUGCACAUUUAUGCAGUUAUCCAAACAGCCAAUCAUGUGGCAGCAGCACAAUGCAUAAAAUCAUGCAGAUACAGGUCAAGAGCUUCAGUUAAUGUUCACAUCAAGCACCAGGAUUAAGAUAAAAUGUGAUUUCUGUGACUAUAACCGUGGCAUGGUUGUUGGUAACAGAAGGGUUGGUUUGGCCUGGUCUGAGUAAACUGAUGAUCUCCUGAGAAUUUCACACACAACAGUCUCCAGAGUUUUCACAGUAUGGUGCGAAAAGAAAAGAAAAAAACAUUGUAUGAGUGACAGUUCUGUGGGUAGAAACGCCUUGUUGAUGAGAGUUCAUAAGAGAACUCUGUAAAUUAUAAAUUAUGGAGGCUAAAAAAAGUUCUAUUGAUUAAUAUUGAGGUUUAGAUAAGCUGUUUUGAAACUGUUUUGAAAUGGUGUAAUUGCUUGUAUAGAUAUGAUCCAAAGAUGUGUUGUUGUUGUUGUUGUAUAGCUAUGACAUUCAUUAAUAAGUUUGUUCAUUAUCUAACAUGAUCCAUGUCUUCACUAGCACAAUAAAGCAGAUACAAAUGA
Molecule: messenger RNA, 2277 nt
Organism: Ictalurus punctatus (channel catfish)
Lineage: Eukaryota; Metazoa; Chordata; Actinopteri; Siluriformes; Ictaluridae
Product: C3a anaphylatoxin chemotactic receptor
Exons: 3
Coding region: 247-1290 (347 amino acids)
Biological process (GO): phospholipase C-activating G protein-coupled receptor signaling pathway; inflammatory response; complement receptor mediated signaling pathway
Cellular component (GO): plasma membrane
Molecular function (GO): G protein-coupled receptor activity; complement receptor activity
Source: RefSeq, a predicted model, not a curated record